This is a messenger RNA of Didymodactylos carnosus, 681 nucleotides long. NCBI's taxonomy places the organism in Eukaryota, Metazoa, Rotifera, Eurotatoria, Philodinida, Philodinidae. The record is from the annotation of a GenBank genome assembly.
AUGGUGAUCAUGGCAAAGCGUUCGAAUUUAUCACGUCGACAACUUGAAAUUCUCUCUGAAGCAUCAUUAUAUGAAGCAGAACCUGCAAUUGUCUCAGUCAUAACACAAACAAAAAAACCGUCACUAUGUGUACCGAAUACAGUUACCAAGCAGAAAUCAUCGAAGAAAGAUAAUGUUAUGGAAUAUCGACCUCUUACACUCAACCAACACAAUAUUGGACGUCGAAUGAUUUUACCAGUCUUUCUUCCAUCACCAAAUCGCCCAGAACAUGAUCUACUAUUGUGUAAUGUUCCCAUGAAAUUGUUGAAUAUUGAACAGCGUCAGCAUCGUCAAUCGGCAGUACUGAUAAAUUCAUCCAAUUUAAGCCUAUGGGAAUGGAUCGAACAAAACAAAAUCAAUUCGCCCAUGGUGAAUCGUUAUCAAUCACUGUAUGUCGAGUUAUCUCAACGUUGGCAUAUGGAAAUACCAAUCAUUCAUCAUAAUCUCACGCGAAUGAUGAAAUGUGCUAAUGAAAAUGGUUUCCAACUUACCGACGAUGAUUUAUCUAUAGCAUUGGAAUUUUAUUUACAGAUGGAUGUUGACACGUUCAAUUUGAAAACUUGUUCAUUUCGUAGUGUUCAAAGUACUAAUGGUGUGUUCUGUAACACUAUCAAAGAGCAUGUACAAGGUCGUUAUGUAUGA